AUGAACGAGAACUUCCAAGUACUUCGGGCGCCGCUUUUCGUCGCUUCACGUCCGGCAGACCGGCCAGUCGGCCAUGUUUUGGUAGUCAGUGAUGUGGUCUUGGAACUUGCAUCCAAAUCACAGACAUCCAUCUGUUCUCACGGGGGUGUUUCCUGGUGUGAUCUUAUAGGACUCGAGGAUAUCAAGUGA
Molecule: messenger RNA, 189 nt
Organism: Plenodomus lingam JN3
Lineage: Eukaryota; Fungi; Ascomycota; Dothideomycetes; Pleosporales; Leptosphaeriaceae
Source: RefSeq, a predicted model, not a curated record